AUGUCGUCAACUCCCGCCAGCUCGAGGACUUUCGCGGCGAACACAGGACUUGGACUCAAAUUUACCCCAUCGAAUUCUCCAUAUCCGCGCACGCCUAGAUCCCCAUAUAAACCCCGCAGUCUUUACGAAUCUGGCCUGUCCCUCAAACGAAUUAUAGGCACCACUGUCUCUUCACCGACCGCCUUCGAUUGCCUCUCUUCUCGAAUAUUUGCCUACACCGCUGGCGCAGCAGCCGUGGUCGUCAACAUCGACGACACAUCUAAUCUCUCCCAACGGUUUUUCAGGGCGCGCCCUACUGCCAUUCCGCUUAAUACCAUCACUACUUCAUCAUGCGCCCCUGCUACCCCUACAAAUACUGCCAAUGAUGGCAGAAACAGAGCCGUAGCAACCUUGAGGGAUUCCGCGGUGCCCUACUCACCAUCUACACCACAUACCAGUCUCGAAUGGGGGGACUCUCCAAGUUCGAAGACAUGGACCAGUCGGGAGAGGAUCAAGGCAGCUACUUGCCUUUCUCUUAGUCGGGACGGAAGAUUCCUGGCUGUGGGUGAGACUGGAUAUUCUCCCCGAGUCCUUCUCUUCUCUUUACAAGACACUUCCUCGGAUACUCCCUUGGUGAUCCUGAACGAACAUACCUAUGGCGUUCGUGCGGUUGCCUUCAGCCCGGAUCAGAAAUAUCUUGCGAGUUUAGGGGUACCAAGUGAUGGCUUUCUUUACGUUUGGUCUAUCAAUCAGAGAACCGGUGCAGCAAAAAUGCAAUCCAGCAACAAGUGCACGAGUUCUAUCAAGCAAAUGAUAUGGCUGGGGAGUAGUAUAGUUACUAUUGGCACCCGGCAUAUCAAAAUUUGGAGGGUCGAAGAUAAUCGAAGCGUAUCGCCAUCAAAACAGAGGUAUGCACUAGAUGGCACGCCACAGCCUGUACCUACUCCGCCAGCACUUAAGGCUCUGGCUGGACGAAAUGUGCUGCUCGGGCCGCUCGUAGAUGCUACCUUCACAACUGUGGCAGCAAUCUCUGAUCAUAAGGCGGUUGUAUGUUCUGAAAAGGGAGACGUCUGCCUCCUAGAUGAUAGCGAAGGGCAAAGGCUUGUGAAGCUUGCAAACACCGGAUUCCCAGUCACAUGUAUCGCGAUCGAUAUCGAGACUCGGCGAGUCAGGAUAGGAGGACGAAAUGGGGAAAUGAAGUCUCUGAGUCUGGAGGACCUCCUUACGCCGAAUACUCCCCCGGAGUCUCCGGUUCCGCUUGGAGAUUCCGCACCGAAGAGUGACCGUGGCCACCUGUGUGCAAUGGGAUAUUCUGCAAGGUGUUUGAUCACCAUCGACUCGAAACAUUCGAUUAAAAUAUCAAGUCCGGACUCAGAUCUUGCGGAUCCUAAGAUGCAGAACACACCAUUCCCGGCUCAUGGUGAUUCGGUCUUGGGCGUAAUGUCCCUGUCCCAGGACAAUGAAAUGAAGGCUGCUUUUUAUACGUGGUCAGCCAACGGAACGGUUGUCUUCUGGGGCCUGGAUGGCAGCAGCAAGGCGUCCUUGCAGGUCGAAGUUGAGCAGAGUUCUUCUGCCGAUGAAGACCUAGUCAACCAAUGCCAAAUUGUUCGCGCCUCCAAAGGAGCGGCAUUCAUCGUCACUGGAGACAAAUGUGGGGUUUUGAGAAUUAUCAAUCCAUCCACCCAGGUUUGUUCUUUCGAGGCUAGGGCACACAUGUCUGAUAUUCAGGAUAUUGCCCUCUUCGAAAGUGAUGACACCACACUGAUCGCUUCGUGUGGACGGGACAGGACUGUUCAGCUAUUUCGACGAGUCUCAGAGCAGUGGACUCUCAUCCAAACAUUAGAGGAUCACUCAGCUAGUGUUUGCAGUCUUUUCUUUGCUGAAAACGGCAAGAAACUGGUCUCUUGUUCUGCAGAUCGCACAAUACACAUAAGGCAACUUGUGAAAAAGGAGGUUGGUGGAGAGGAUGUCAUGGGAGCAGUGCCGAACCGGAUCAUCACGUUGAAAGCGACCCCGGUCUCUAUGACAGCUUGUUUAGAUAGUGAGAGGAGUAGCUUCAUGGUCUCCUUACUAGACCGCACGGUCGCUACGUAUGAGAUCUCUAGCGGUCGACUUGUGAACUCCUUCCGGGUGACGGAUAGCGAGGGAGCUGAUUCAGUUGUUCUGGACGCACUUGUUAUGGGUGCCCCCAGUCCUGUGCCGGCAAGACCUACAAUACUUGCUGGUAUAUCCGGCACUGAUAAGUCAGUGAGGGUUUAUGAUGGAAUUACUGGAAACUUCCUGGAUCGUGAAUGGGGCCACACAGCUUCUGUAACGGAUGUGGCGCUCUUGGAAAGUUCAGACUCGGAGCAAAAAUUCCUGGUCAGUACUGGAUCAGAUGGUACUAUUAUGAUAUGGGAUCUUUCGGCAAGACCUGCCGAGCCCCAAGACCCAGCAGACCUGACCCGGGAGCCGUCGCCUCCAAAGGAAGUCGCAUCCUCCAGACCGCCUCUGAGAAGAGUCCUUUCAAGAGCCGAAUUGGCAGAGUUCCAAAAGGCAUCACCAAUCUCGACACCAAGCAAUAGGCAAAGCUCCCCGCCACGAGUCCUCCGGAAGAAGACAUCUAGAUAUGGACUGUCUACUCAAUCGCCUACUCUAAUGCCGCCUAUGCCGACUGUGAACCCGAGGCACUAUGCCUCGACUUCCGAUGACACCUCAUCACGGCGAGGCUCCCUCCGUAAUCGAUCUCGAAGUCCUCCACCAAGUCCAAGGGCAAAGGAAACGAGCCGAACUUCUGCUACGCUCGAAUUCCGAGGACGCACGAAGAGCACCGGAAACUUUAGUGAGUUUGGCUCACUCAAUAUGGCUACCGAGCAGGCUUGUCGUACAUUACGAGCUUAUAGGAAGAAGUUGUUGUCAUCAGAGCCAGUGAAAGAUGAGGCACUGAAAGAACUAGAUCAGGAGCUACGGCUCACUGCAGUGGCGCUUGGGGAGAAAAGUCUCAAAUCCAAGACGAUCAGUGAGACAGUUCUGACCGGAUUACUUGACCAGUAUUCGGAGAGGCUAGUUUCUAUGUUUGAUGAGAAACUGAGGUUGACGAAAUUUGUAUCCAACGGAGCUUCUGAGGCAGGAGAACGACCGAAAACGUCGGGAAAUCCAGUCGUUUCUACAGCUGGCGAACUUUGA
Molecule: messenger RNA, 3144 nt
Organism: Amorphotheca resinae ATCC 22711
Lineage: Eukaryota; Fungi; Ascomycota; Leotiomycetes; Helotiales; Amorphothecaceae
Exons: 3
Coding region: 1-3144 (1047 amino acids)
Biological process (GO): mitotic spindle organization; regulation of mitotic cell cycle
Cellular component (GO): mitotic spindle
Molecular function (GO): protein binding
Source: RefSeq, a predicted model, not a curated record